AUGACCGAAGGCUUCGCGUGGGACGCCGCGCUGUCGCUCGUGCGAUGGCAACGCACGCGACGCGGCUACGAAGGUGAUGCCGCCCUGCUACAAACCGGCGUAGCUCUUUUACAUCCCGACACUGAUGGGAAGUUCGGUCCUCAGUCCGCUCUGAGCCGCGCUGAGCGCACCUUUAACCUAUCGUGGCAACGUGUGGCAUCCGAGGUGUUGCAGCUCGCCGUGUUCCUGAUCACGAAGGCCAAGUGUGACGAUCCACAGCAGACCCGCCAAGCGCUGCGCCUGCUGCAAUUGGCACUCAACGUCUUCUCUGUCAAAGGCGACGCCCAGCUCGCGACGCUACCACUUAACUCGUGCAAUUUGCUGCUCUCGGCGUUGGCCGAGACACUGGAGAAGGUCCAACAGGACGAAGACACUCUACAGACACUACAGGACGUCAAGGCUGUCUUUCGGUUUCUUUUUGGCCUCUCUAGCGAGGAUACGACGGCCAGUUUUCAGAUGUAUCGCCCGCCGACGAACGUGUAUGCGAAUUUUCUAAAGCAAGCACUGACGGCGGUAUUUGAAGCACUAGAGAUGCUUGAGAAGAGGGAAGACGAGGAGACGACGCUGCAGCAGAGAUUGUUCGUGGACGUGGUGCACACAGCACUGUUCGUGCUCCAGGAGCUGCAGAAGACACAGACGAACAAGAAGAAGGUCUUCAUGGCUAUUUCUAAGACGUCGUUGAGGGAUAUUGUAGCACAUCGUCAUGCUCUUGUGACGCUGCAGAAGCAGAGCGUGUCUGGUGUAGAAGCUGCGAUGGCUUUGCUGGACCGCGUCGUGGAGGACGCGCUGUUCGAUGCUGAACACAUUCGCCAGUAUGACGGUGCUAUGGAUGACAAGAAGUCGAGAAAGCGACGGAAGGCAGGUGGCGCCAAGGCGUCGACAGGAUUGGUCUCCUACCAGAAGAACCUCUUCGACGAGCUGUUGAGCUUGUUGUCAGAUAAAGCGGUACAGCUGGACGUGAAGGCUUCUGUUGGUGGCUUGUUUGAGGUACUCGUGCGUGGUUUCGCUACCCGCAUCCGGGCUGCUGCCAACUUGAAAAUCGAGGAUACAAAGACGGAUCUGAAGACAAGUCGGAAGCGUGCGGCCAUUGUUAUUGCUACCACGUCAACUACGUACUCACCAUUCAAGUUCUGGUCUGAGCUGUGUGCCGUGGCCUAUUCAGCUUUCCAACAGGCGACAGAGAAGAAUGAGUUCCUGCCGGUUCUGGUUACCCUGUACAACGCCUUGUUCCGCGCGCUGUGUGAGUGUGAUGUGUACCGUGUGACGGAAGACACGGAGGAGCGCGAACAAUUUCAAACGAUGGAGAAAGUUCUUUCGUCUUUUCUGGAUGUGCUCAAUGUGGAGCACGGCGACGAAGUUUCAAUCGAUGCUGAUCGAGCUUCAGAGGAGUGUGAGAUUGUGUCCAGUGCGGUGCGGUGCUCCCCAAAUCUCGUGAACUGCUGCCUCGUGCCAAUUUUCGAGCUGCUCGUGGUGGAAUUGAUUCAUGCGUAUGAUUCCAUGCGUCUCCUGGAUGUGUUUUUGAAGGCUGCUUUCGCGACUCAACGUGCUCAUGAAGGCUUGUACAAGCUGUUUGCGCUUCCUUCGUGUGAAGCUAGUCUUCGCAAAGCGUUUAUGGCUCUACCACCAGGUCAGAUAGACGUACUGUGGAAGUUACUUGUGGAACAGAUCGCAUCGCUUGCAUCAGGCAACAAUGGUAUUGAGGUGGCUGUAGCGCGCUUGCUCUUUCAGACUUUUGUCCAAGAAAUUCAUGUGGUACCUCAGAACCGCACUAAGGUCUUGGGGCUUGUAUCCCAUACGCACGAGAAGCUGCUUUCUGCUUUUGCUGAUGAGCUGGGCCAAGACACUGUUUCAUUUACAGCAUACCAGCGAGAGUUAUUCUGCGUGUUUGGAGAAUUGCUGAUGUUCGACUCUGUGCUAAACGCUUCCGUUCGCGAACAAACAUUCGAUCAGAUGUUUGCCAAGCUUGAAGGUGAUCGAUUUGGUACGGUGAUGGAGCAACUUCUGAGUACCACGUCAUCUAGCACCAAGAGGAGGACGACGAAAAGUAGCAAGGCCAAGUCCUCCGAUGGCGUGGCAAACAACGUCAGCUCGAGUCAUGGGCUUGGUGCUGCGGGAAUCGUUAAACUCUGCGUGUACUGGCUACGAAAGAUUGGGAUGCCGAAUGGUGCACCAGAUGAUAGCGUUCGAAAAGCUCGUAAGGGACGGGAGAAGGUUACUCGUUUGGUUGUGGAGUACGUUAUGAGCUGGAAGUGCUGGGAAGCUGUAAGCUUUCAUUUGCCAGAACUUAUGGCAAAUGCGAGCAACGACGACUGUGAUCGCUUUUACUGCGAAAUGUUGAAUGGUUUCAUUAUCGAAGCGGUAUCGGGAGAACGCGAUGGAUCAGCUAGUCGUAUCAUUGGCGAUGCUGGGUUUUAUGAAAUUGCAAGUUUACGGAACGUUGCAACCAAGACGCUGACCACCUUGGCAAAACAGUUCGUGGACGAAGUAGAACAUGGGUCAUUAACGAGCCUGGAGAGGUCUCUUCGUUUUUUCAGCUUCUUGUUGGAACUUCCGGACAGUUACCUGAAGCCUGAGGAAUGUGGAGAUCUAUUGGCAACUGUGUUAUCUCUCUACAAGGCAAUCAGAACAUCGGAAAGUGAUACCACUCACAAGUCUGAAGUGUGCCAGGCUUUGUUGACCUGGACUCGGCAACACUUUAAGGCUGUUGGUAAGGAGGUGCACAAGUCGCUGCCAAAACUUGUGGAGCAGCUACAUGGCGGAGCUCGCUUCAUUUUCUCUCAGCUUGUCGUGGACAAUGCUGUUAGCGUUUCUCUCGUUGCGGAAGUGCUUGCAUACUAUUUGCAUAUCGGCUCCAAUACUGUUGUUGGCGAGCUGCUGAGCAGUGUUUUGAGUGGUACAACUGCAAAGAAAGAGCCUGCAGAGGAUUUGAGAAAGUUAGAGUGCGCUGCCAUGGUGAUGGAGGCACUGGCUGCGUACGUUGGACCUACAUCAGGUCGUUCGAAGGAGCAGAUCGAUUUCAUUGACGGCGUUGUCGAUGUUGUAACCAGCCAAAAAAUGUGGGAGGAAGCAGAUAGUCCCCUGUCUUUUAAGGUCCUUACAGCUCUCCUCAAAUACCAGUCGGUUCUCCACAAACGAGCCCGCACCAACAAGCAUCAGCCAGCGACACUUGCCGAUAAUCAUGUGAUGCCAUUGCUCGUAAAGCACAUCGGAGACUCAUUGGCAUCUUCGAUGAAGCUGGCUGUUGCACCCAGUGACUCCAGUGCUGAUAUUAAGCUCCAAGAAGCGGCCUGGUCGUUUUUCGCGAGCUUUUGUAAAGAGUAUGCUUCAUUCCGCGCGUUUGUGACUCCUCUGGAGACGUAUGGCUGUCUACUGGCAGUGUCGCUUUCACUGGCUUCGAGCAAUCAGCAUGGACAAAAGACGGAGCUAGCUUUGCAGACCGUGAUAGCCAACGCGAACAAAGAUGAAUUUCGUCUACUGUUGUCAACGAUUGUGCAGGAACUUGUAGCACAUGAAGACAAGCGGAAGAUGGGUGCACUGCGUGCUCUGUGCUUGCUGCUAAGUGGAGACCGAAAGCUUAACUCAUCGCGACGUCAACUUCUGAAUGAGCGGAAGGAAUCAAUCGUUGAGGCCUUGCUUCAGAACUUUGCUGUGCAGUCCAUGCAGGUCGAUGCAGUAGCAUCGUCUGCCUUACUGCGCGUUUGGAACUUGAAAGCCUUUGUGUUGGUUUUCUGCAAGGCUGAGCUGUUCACGUGGAAAACCCACGAGCUUCAGUACGUCUUCACGGGAUUCCAACCGCUGAUGGCAGCGGUAUCAUGUUGGCAAGCUGGAACGAACCCGUACGAACCAUCAGAACUGCACGAGCUAUGGACGCUUUCGUACACUCUGCUGCUGCGUAUCGUGCGUAACCACUUCGCGUCACUGGUAAAUGGUAUUCCCCAUCUCGUUCAGGCAGCAAACGCGCUUCUUCAGCUGCUUGUACUGACUUCCGCUAGCUCGAACUAUUCGAAGUAUUGCUCCGAAUGGAGCUCAAACUUGGCACGUUUGUACGGGUACAUGAAGGAGCACGACGUCCAACUCCGUAAGCACGUUGUGUAUCUCCUGAUGGCAUUCCUUCUGGGUGUAACACGCGACAAACUGGCUGUGCGAUACCAGCAGAAACUGCGCCCCGGCGUCUACGCAUUGCUGGACGUGUGCUCACCGUACGAAAAGGAACAGCUUUUCGGCGCGUUGGAUUCCACUGGCAAGUCACUACUCAAGACUCUGGACACGAACUAUAAGCUCACACAUCGCUACGUGGGCAAAGUCUAA
Messenger RNA from Phytophthora infestans T30-4, 4347 nucleotides. RefSeq lists its product as uncharacterized. Gene Ontology annotation, cellular component: nucleolus. The record is from RefSeq and is a predicted model, not a curated record. The transcript is spliced from 3 exons. Lineage: Eukaryota; Oomycota; Peronosporomycetes; Peronosporales; Peronosporaceae. Bases 1 to 4347 code for a protein of 1448 amino acids. Gene Ontology annotation, biological process: ribosome biogenesis.